Cooperia oncophora is the source of this 234-nucleotide messenger RNA. NCBI's taxonomy places the organism in Eukaryota, Metazoa, Nematoda, Chromadorea, Rhabditida, Trichostrongylidae. The record is from the annotation of a GenBank genome assembly.
AUGGAGAGUGAUGAACCGUCAAGAACGGGCGAAGAAAGCGAUGAAAUGUUGGUUUAUGGUCCGUUGCCGAGAGAACCAGACGAGAAACUCUAUCCAUGGAAGUAUGAACGAAAGGAUAGCGGUGUGCGGAAGUUCUUCCGCUUCUUCAAGGAAUUUGGCGCGAAUCCAUCGCCACGGCGCGGCUCAUCGACAACGACUUCGCCCCGCCCACAACGUGCUAACCCGGGAAAUUAA